This is a messenger RNA of Saccharomyces mikatae IFO 1815, 2625 nucleotides long. It is a transcript of the gene NIP100, whose product is annotated as Nip100p. The transcript has a single exon. Bases 1 to 2625 code for a protein of 874 amino acids. NCBI's taxonomy places the organism in Eukaryota, Fungi, Ascomycota, Saccharomycetes, Saccharomycetales, Saccharomycetaceae. The record is from RefSeq and is a predicted model, not a curated record.
AUGCACAAUGCCCACGUUCAAAACGAAGCUCAAAUACGGGAUAUAAACUUACAAGAUAUCGUUUUAGUUAACGAGAUAAGGGGUCGGGUAAAGUUUAUUGGGGAAACACAAUUUGCAAAAGGAAAAUGGUAUGGUAUUGAACUGGACAAACCUUUGGGAAAGAAUGAUGGAAGUGUCAAUAGUAUCCGUUACUUUAAUAUUGACGGAGAUAAAAAAAAAUCUGAUGGUGCAUAUUAUGGGAUUUUCUGUAGAAGGAAUGCUUUGCAGUUGUAUGAAGUAACUAAAGAUGAGCAUGGUUCGCUUAAUGGCGACACAGCGCUGGAAACAAUCAAAGGCCUUCGAGCAGAAUGUGAAUCAUUGACGUCCGAGUUAAACAAGAGUAGACUAGAGAAAGAGCAAUUGAAAUUUUCUAUUGAGAACCUAAGUAUGAAUGAAACUGAAUUGUUGUCUAAGACUGCAAAAUUGAAUAAACUGGUUGAAAAAUUCCAAGUGGAAAAUGGCGGCAUGAAAACUCGUUUAGAACAAUUGGAUGAACUAUUAAAUACUUCAAAUGGUUUAUCAACACAUAAUGUUGACGCUAACAUACUGGGAGAAAGAAACCAUCUUCUACAAGGGUUUCUUGAACAAACAAAAAUAUCAUAUGACGAAACUAUGAAAGCACAGGAGGAUUUACUUGAGGAAAAUACUCAAUUGUUGGAAGAAAAUGCAGUACUAUCCAAAAAAAUAUCAGAUCUAGGCCUGACUUUGCAGGAGACUAAUACCACAAUCAGUGACCUUGUCCUACAAGUUGAAGCUCAAAGCAAAUCUUCUGAUAUUAUCGAAAGGUUAACAAAUGAUAACGUUUCACUCAAAUGUGAUAUAAAAGUCUUAAACGGUCAGUUAGAGGAACUAUACGCAAAAGAAAAGCUGGAAGAAAAUAUAAGAAUUACUUACGAGCAACUCGAACAAGAAUUGAGACUACAAUCAAGUGAUUUGCAACAUGCUUUAGAAAGCAAAAAGGUGUUGGCAGAAAAGUAUAUUGAGGAAAACGCGAAACUAAGAGAAUCUUUGGAAUCCUUUCAAGCAAAGGCAACUCAAAAAAUGCAAGGUCUUGAACUAAAAGUAACAUCAUUACAGGAGAAAUUAUAUCAAAAUAAACUGCUGAAAGAGUUUUACGAAGUUUACGAGUCGUUUUCACAACCAAAUUUGCGGAUUCUUUCUUCUCAAUUGCAAUAUUUAGCUCAAAGAAUAGAAAGUGAAAACACAGUAAACUUUUCUCUUGAGAAUAUUCAGAUUUACACGGUUCUGAAAGUGUUAAGUUCCAUCAGUUUUACAUUAUACAUGCAAUCAAUCGAAAAUGUCUCUGAACACUUAGAAGUAACAAUAAAAUUGUUUAAAGAAAGCAUUACUCCGAUUUCUAUGUGGCUAAGUGAGUUUAUGGAGCGAAAGUUCUCUUCAAAACAAGAACUUGCUUUCUCUAUUUGCAAUUUUUUAGAAGAGAACGACUUUCUCGAUAAAGAUGUAUCUCUAAUACUACGAAUACUUCAUCCAAUCUUUGAAAACACUAUUCCGAAGCUGCUCGCAUUUUUCAGAGCAAGCAAUAAUUUAAAUGAUGAUGAUGAUGCGUUAUGCUUUAUUGGUUCUCUUUACGAAACUUCACUUUCUUACACUGCUACAAUCAGCACACUUCUCAGGAAGGAAGAAGUUUUGAAGCAAAACAAUAACUGGCUUUGGUGUCCUGGUUGUACUAUAAUUUUGUCUUCUGUUUUGACAAAAUUUUUCACAGAUACAAUUUUUUUGCAACAAGGAUAUGAUCAUAUUUAUGUUUUGGAAAAACUAAGGGCAUUUUUUAAAGAAAUAGAGCCUCUGCUUAAAGACACCACCAUAUCUUCUAAACAACCCGGUAAACUAUCAGUUAGUUCAGAGAGUGUUUAUAUUAAUGGGGAAGACAAUUCUCCAGAUUCGUCCCUGAGUGAUCAUUUGAAUGAAGAGAAUAUUCAUUUAAAAGAGUUAUUACUUCAAAAGGAAAACAUGCUAACUGAGUUGGAAACAAAAAUCAAAAUUUUCAUCGGGAGAGAUUCAGAAAGAAAAGCCCUUGAAAAGACAAUUAAAGUACUACAGAUAGAGUUAAAUAACAAAAAAGAGGAAACUUGUUGCAAAUCAGAAAUGCUAGAAAAAAUGAAAGAAGAAAAUGCCAAUUUAUUAAAUUGUUUGAAAGAUAGGGAGCUCAACCUGUAUCUAACACAGGACGAUAGUAGAUUAAACAAAAUUUACCUAGAAAAAGAGAAAGCAGAUAGAGUAAACUUAAUCUCUGAGAUCAUGGAACUAAAAGAAACCGUAAAGCGACAAAUAAAAGAAAAGAAACAGUCGAGUAUUGAUUUCAGCUGGUUAGAUGAGUCUCCAACCACCAAAGAUAAGCAACUAUCUAACGGACAAGGUUACCACUGUUUAAGUUGCCUCGGAAUAAAAAUAGCCAACUUCGUGAGUGCCUCAAGGAUUUUAGAUUUGGACUUUAACCAAUCUCUUCAGGAAGGUGAACUAUCACAUGAACGCAGCAGUUCAUACAUCGCGUACGUUAAGCGCAAGAGAAAAAACAUUCGACUCGAAUAUCGAAAUAUUACAUCAUAUAAAAAAUUAUGGCAAUAA